UUUAACCUGAAAAAGCCAGUGGAUAAAGAGGAAAAUUACUACAUAAGUAACCCAAAAGAGGAAAACAAAACUCAGUGUGUUAUAUUUGUUUUCGACAGCUCGAAACCAAUAAAUGCAGAUGUCAAGUAUUUGCAAGAUAUGGAAAAAAUAAGUAGAGAGCUGUUUAAACAAGGUAUUCCAAGAAUUGCCGUGCUGACAAAGGUUGAUGAGCUGUGUUCGUUUGUAAGAGAUGAUAUAAGUUACAUAUACCAUAGCAAACCAGUUCGAGACAAGAUUCAGGCACUAAGUGAGAUCAUGGGGUUACCAAUCUCACAUAUUCAUCCUCUCAAGAACUAUACGCAUGAACAAUUCACCGAUGAUAUGAAGGACAUUCCAAUCCUUAUUGCCCUGAAGAGAGCGUUUGACUUUGCAAAUGAUUAUUUGGAGCAGCUAAUGGCUGGUGGUAAAUUGUCUUAA
This is a messenger RNA of Mercenaria mercenaria, 456 nucleotides long. RefSeq names its product interferon-induced protein 44-like. NCBI's taxonomy places the organism in Eukaryota, Metazoa, Mollusca, Bivalvia, Venerida, Veneridae. The record is from RefSeq and is a predicted model, not a curated record. The transcript has 2 exons. The annotation marks the transcript as partial.